Molecule: messenger RNA, 1457 nt
Organism: Stegodyphus dumicola
Lineage: Eukaryota; Metazoa; Arthropoda; Arachnida; Araneae; Eresidae
Cellular component (GO): centriole; sperm flagellum; ciliary basal body
Molecular function (GO): microtubule binding
Source: RefSeq, a predicted model, not a curated record
UUUAUUUUAAAAUUUCUUUGAACUGAAUUUUAGCGGACAUAAUGAAUUCGGUAACCACGACAGAAGCAUCAGUGUUUGAAUACUCAAGCCUAUAAAUCGUGUUGAUGUUGUAAACCAUCGCAGUAAAAUAAAAAUUCUUGGAAAAUGGCUAAUGACAAAAGAAAUAAUGACAUGUGCCUUUGCGCUCUGUGCAGUUGUGGAGAACACCGGUGUCCAGAACAGGAAGAAAAACUGUUGCCACGUUCCCUGCAAAAAAUAGAAGAUUCCGAUGCAGAGAAACUUCAGAAGAUUCAGGAAAAAAAAGCACGGAUAUGUCAUGCUUACAACAAACUUCCUGCCAGUGAACUCUACAAAGAAACCACUUACAAACGAGAUUUUUGUGACCAACCUCUUGUUCCAGAAUUGCAGUGUAUAGAAACCGAGAGGAAAACAGACAAUUUGAAAACAGAAUCGGGGUGUAUGGAAGACAGAAGUAUAUAUUCCACAAACUUCGUACCAUGGAUGUCGGAUAGCACGGCACUCAGACGUAUGAAGCUUCGAAAUUCAGGAGACACUUGGGAAGAUCUAGCAAAGCCCUCAAAAGAAGAUACUCAACGAAAGUUGGAUCGCCUCCAUAUGUAUUACUGUCCUGAGCUUUGCGCUGAAGAAAGGGAAUCAUCAUUUAAAAGAAAUUGUUUAAUUCCUCACAAAGAAAUAUUCAACCUCGGCCCUCCUAUUACAGAAAUUAAACAUCAAAGUGAAAAAACGAAACAACCUUUGUCCAAAUUUACCAGUUACUGGCUAGAUUACAUUCCGCACGCAGUCCUUCCCAGGCAGUCCCUCAGAAAAGAAGGAAAUCACAGCUUCAGUGAGCAACCCAUGUCCUCGGAAACCACUCAUAGAAAGGAAUUUGUGUGGCAUCCUGAAAUUCGGCAGCAGCUUGGAAGGAAGAAGGAGGACCAGCCGUCCAAUAUAAAAAUGGGAGGCGACGGGCCAAUGGAAACACAAUCAAGCUCCAUGAUGGAUUACAAAGACCCAGAUGUAGGCAGACGAAUGCCAUUUAAAGUAGAAAGACCUGUUUUUAAGCGCCCCCAAACUAGAAUGGAGACAGAAACAAGCACUGGCGCUUCCUACCCUCGGUGGAGAGUGUUACCGAUUCAGGUAAAACCUAAGAAACUCCCAACAACAUAUCAGACUUCGCCAUCGAAAGACAUCCGAAAUCUGGUGACCACAUAUCAAGAAGAUUUUAAUGGUUUGAGGGCAGCUUUGUGCCCAGCUCGUAUUGUUGCCUCUUAUGGUCGCAUCCCUUCUGAUGCACGUCAACGCUGGACUACAUCGAGUGACUGCCGAAUCUGAUACUUAUUCAUAUGCCAAGUUAAUUUCUAUCAGUUCAUAGAAACAGACUCAGAUAUAUGAGCCCGAAAAUAUAUGGCUCAUUCACUGCAAUCUAUAGAUUUCUGUAGAAAUUUUGUAGAAUU